Messenger RNA from Pleuronectes platessa (European plaice), 1452 nucleotides. Its product is annotated as limbic system-associated membrane protein. The coding region runs from base 83 to 649 and encodes 188 amino acids. The record is from RefSeq and is a predicted model, not a curated record. Lineage: Eukaryota; Metazoa; Chordata; Actinopteri; Pleuronectiformes; Pleuronectidae. The transcript is spliced from 4 exons.
ACUGGGGUGAAAACAUCUGUUUUUGCAUAGCUACACUAUAUGACGUCAUUUUCUAAACUCAUAGUGACGACAUUCCCAUCAUAUGAUCAUAGAUAAUUUUUCAGACGCUCCAAAGCCUCCCUCUGUGUCAGUGAGUCCCUCUGGUGAGAUCAUGGAGGGCAGCUCAGUGACUCUGACCUGCAGCAGUGAUGCUAACCCAGCAGCUAACUACACCUGGUACAAGGAGGACGAGGACUCACCAACAGCAUCAGGACAAAUCUUCACCAUCACUAAUAUCACAGCUGAACAUGGUGGAAAGUAUCAGUGUGAGGCCCAGAACACACACGGACGUAGUAACACCACCUUACCUCUGACUGUUGGAGCAGGUGCUUGGAAAUCAGCAGUGACUGGAACAACCACAGCUCUUCUCCUGGUGGUCAUCCUCCUCACUGUCUUCCUGUGGAUCAGUUCAUCCAACUGUUUAUUUCUUUCCUCCCAUCUAGAAGAAACAAGUCCUUCACACAACAGCGUGAGUGCGGUGAGAGACCAGAAGACAGAGCGCAGAUUUCAGCUGCGGCACACACACGACCAGCAGAGCAGCACCAUGAGGUCCACUACGCCAGCGUCUGCUUCACCCAGAACCGGGCAGAUGACCUCUACGCCAACAUAGGUCGAGUUCAACCCCAGAGAGAAACUGAGGAAGAGGAGGAGGAAGCCUGUUCAACGCUGUGGAUUUGACAGUGCAACAGGGUGAGAGUUGAGGAAGUUUCAGGUUUGGUAAGAACAGCCACUAAAGUCGUUUCUCACAUUCUGUAAAAUGAAGAAAUUCAAAGUUUGUACAAACCACAGUUUAAUGUAACACCAUCGAGCUCAGCAAGCAGUUCAGUGGAAAGAGGAAGGAAGGUGGGUGUGUUUAACAGUUUAAAUUUAUCUUUCUCUUACAGAAUCUGUCUUUAUUCUCAGCCUCUUCUGUGUUGUAGGUAGACGUGUCUGUGAUGUGACUGAGUUUCAUCUUGUGCACAUUAUUUAUCUGUGGACGUUUUUCUUGUUUGAAGUCACAGACGAGAGCAGCAGCUACUAUGAGUGUAACUGCAGCAGCCAUUGGAUUUGUUGUCCUUCUUCUCACUGUGACAGGUACUGUACCUCUACAUUCAUGUUGUCACUCUAUUUUACACUCUGACUUCUGAUUCACCUGAAGUGAGUUUGAGAGAGAAAGUUAAAAAUAUAAAUGAACCAUUCAUUCAUUUUCAGAUCAACACCUGUAAAGUGAUGCAGAAAGAAAAUAUAGGAAUGAAUAAUCAUCAGUUUAAUUGUGUAUCUUUGUUUAGAAGUUUCUAUCGUCAAGAGCUCAUAAUAUAACAGAGUCUGAAACAUGUUAUUAUUAUUAUUAUUAUGAUUAUUAUUAUCAUCAGCAUGACUGAGUUCCUCUCCUCUCGAUGAGGACUUGUCAUCAGUGUGUGGAGUCAUUAGUUG